AUGAGGAAGAAAUUUAUUCAGAACACAAGAAUGAAGAAAUUUAUCUAGAACAUAAAAACAAGGAAGAAAUUUAUACCGAAGGUUCGAAAAAAUCAAAACAAAAAAGAGAAGCUAAAGAAGAAAUUAAUUCUAUUGAUUACAGAAGACACGAAAUGAAGUUUUUGUUCUCUGAAUAUUAUCAUGUCUUUGGCAAAUCAAAUCCUUUAAGCCAAUAUGAUUGUUCUUGUGUUGGCCGUAUUUUGAAACCAAAGAAGAAAAUUCAGUUGAAGCAUGUUAAAAAGGUUAUUAAAGAUGAUCUUGAAGAAGGUGUCCAGGUGAAAAAUGAUAUUAGAUACGUUGCAGGAAAUGCAGGAAUCACUAGAGCAGCAUUUAAAUAUUGUAAACGUAAAUGUAUUUUUAUUUUAGAAGUUCUUAAAACAACUGAUGAUGUAAUAGUUCUGUAUAAACCAAAAUUCAAUAAAGCUUUAAAUUUUUUGUUAAAAUAA
This is a messenger RNA of Racocetra persica, 485 nucleotides long. NCBI's taxonomy places the organism in Eukaryota, Fungi, Glomeromycota, Glomeromycetes, Diversisporales, Gigasporaceae. The record is from the annotation of a GenBank genome assembly.